AUGCAGGAGCGUGCCGAUUCAGACCCGCCGCCGGCAAGCUCGUCGGCGGCGCAGGAUGUCCUUGGAAAGCUGCGGUCAACAUCCACGGGCCAGCCGCUGCUGUUCAAGAAACGCAAGAUUUUACCUCACCCGAAACCGAACGAUUAUACUACAUGGAGAAGCGCUUCUGUAGGUGCUGCUCCUAAGCACAACAAGAUGGUAUUUGAAGCCGGACAAUAUGGAAUGACUUCUGGCAUACGGUCUCCAACCUUGAAUCAUCUCUCGAACCAUGCACCUAGGCAGCAUCAGCCUGUCCGGAAAGGAAGCGGACCCGACUUGCCCCCUACCCCGCCGGCGCAUUCGCGCAACUCCUCCUCUAAUCACUCGGUCAUGCCGCCGAGCCCACCCUUCGUUGAUACGCCUGACACCAGUGCCGAAGAUGUGCGAAAGUCGAUUUCGUCCAGCGCUAGCCCUCCCCGAACUCCCAGGACACCAACGAACCAAAGAAGCCCGCCAACUCCAGAUGUGACUCCUCCACAGGUUUAUGUCGAGAAGCGACCGCGUCUGAAUCGACCGCCCGUAUGCGAUCGCCUACCUUCCAAGGCCACCACCGUGGCUUCUCAAACCGAGUCGUUCAGGACUGCUCCGGAAGUUCCAUACUCAUCCGAAGGGGAGGACAGCACUCCGGCGCUUAGGCCCAUGGUCUCGUCCGUACGCACCUCUUCCCAAAGUACCGUCCGUCAAACCAACGACGAUGGAUCGAAGAACACAAAGAAACCGCGGACGAUCGGGCUGGGCCUCGGCUUGGAGUCCAGCCCUGUUACGAGCCCUGAACCCAGUCCCCUAACUCCUGGCUCAAAAACAUCGGAUCAGUUUUUAAACUUCGACGGCGAGUGGGGGCCCGAUCAGCGAUGGGAUCCAGACGUGAACCGAUCCGUCGCAGCUCGGAAGCAUGAAUCACCUCGCGGAACGAGCGGCCAAGAGGUAGUAGAAGAUAAUACUGUGGCUGCCACAGCUGCUACGGAGGCACUUCGCGCCAUGCAUCUCCCCCAAGCCGCUAUGGCUCUACCCUCACCACAGGCAAUUCCUCGGGAGAGGGAAAGACGCCGGACCCUCCAAGAUGAACCCGCUUUCAGGCAUCGAUCAUGCCCAUCGCCGCCUGACCUUGAACCGUCCCCAGAACUCAUUGCUUCAAAGGUCACAUUGACAAGACCUGAGAUAAAGCAGCGCAGAAUAUCGACAGCUUCUUCCAAGUCUACUACUUCAAAUAGGACCACCGAGGCGUCAUUGACCGACGCCACGUCUCGACGGCCGAGGACAUUGCGUCACGUCAGAAAACUGGACGGGCUCCGCAAUUCGAAGCAGGAUCUUUCUUCGCCAAAGCAAGAGCACAAAUCAGCUCAAGUGGAAGAUGAUACGGUCAAACGGCCUCCUCUGAGUGGGAGGCUUUCGGAAUCGCGUCAUCACAGCUAUGCCUCGGUCAGCACUGCAAACUCCAUCUCAAGUCGGAAAGCACGCAGAGAGGUUAUCAAGAAUGGAGGCAUCCCGGUGGUAGUGAUACCGCAACGUCGAUCCUCAAUCAAGUCAGCUAGCGAAACGCCGUCACUGCGGUCAGCUAAAAGUAGUACAAGAUCGAGACGUAGCCAUAGUGUUGGCUCAUCUUCGCGAUAUCCUCCGUUGACACAGCUUUCAAACGGCAAAGAUCUCACCUCAUACUUCGACCCGGUCCCUCGUCGGGGCAGGAGCCGAUCCCAGACGGGCGGUUCGGAGCCUGGAGACCAGCGCACCAUGGACUUCCCUCCCAUUGUGCCCAGGCGCACGUCGUCACUUUCUGCUCCGACAAGUAGGAACACAUCCAGGGCGGGCUCAUUGACUGCCGACAGCCUGGGACAGCUUGAGAAAGUAACGAGCCAACAGCUCGAUACAAGGUCCAGAGUCCAAGCAGCGCCGCGGCCCCAAUCGCAAAAGUCAUACGACUCGAGGCAGGAUCUGCCUUCUCGCCAGAAAGAGCGCCUUGCCGAGGAACGUAGCGAGCCUGUAUCAUCUGCAGAUUCCAUAAAGUCACCACGACAACACUCGGUGCAUAAGCUCAGCGUUGAUCAUCACGGGGAUCCAUUGUUUGGCCGACGGUUGGCUGCCCAGCAGACACCGUUUUCACAGUAUUCGGUGGAAACCAAUGCGACGUCUCACGCAGAGGUGUCUGAGGCUCAAGCCGUUAGUCUGUAUGCUCAUCAAAACACAUCUGUGCUGAUGGUGGAUCACUCGGCAAGGCCAAGUGAAAGUUCAAACAGCUCUCUUGCCCCUAGAUUGGAACGUCCCAUCAUCAAGACGAUCGACACAGACGCACGCACCGGACCGGUGACACCUCCACAGCCGACAUUCUCCCUGGAUGAUGUAGAUUCGCCUCUACAAAACCCGCGGGCUCCCCCAAAGCCUCCUAGCACGCGGGUCGUACCUCCAGCUAUCGCUUUCAUCCCAGCAACUCCAUCAGGGUUGACGCCAGCACAGGAAAAGGAAAUGCAGCUCGGAAAUUUCUACGAAGAGGUUUCACAGCGUCCACCCAUGCCUAGGCGUAUGUCGACUGUGGUACGCAGGGCUCUGGGUCGGCGCGAGAGUUAUCACGAGCCAUCGGCAUCUGCAGCCCCCAAGAACUCGGGCGGAAUUUUAUCGCGCACACUGUCGCUCACAAGACGCUCGAGCCUUCGCGGCCAACGACCGGACGAUGGAGAUAGGGAGGGUGUCAAAGGGGAUAGGAGACACACGGUCUCAGCAUACGGGGGUCCCGAUGAUGAACUGGCAGAUCCAACCAGAUUGCAUCCUCUUUGGCGACCAGCGUACGCCGAUGACGAGUCCGAUCACAGCAGUGACGAGGAGUAUGACGAUGAAGACGACAAUCACCACUACGACAGGCGGGAGGCACGGCCACGUCGAACCUUGUCAGAGCGAAUGAGACGCACAUUUGCCAUUCUGCCAAAUCGCGAAGACUAUUACGGAUCUGAAGACCCAUAUGUCCAGCCCAGGUCUCCCAUUCGUCGCACCGUGCACCGCAGCAACAGCGGCAACCUACGUGUGGUCAAGAACCGCGCUAGCCUCGAGUCGAUCUCCCGGCCACCCAUUAGCUACAUGGGGAGACCCUACACGGCGCCGGGUCAGGGCCGAGGAGGUGACAAGGGACGAGGCCGACUUUGGAGGUCUCUAUCUCAGCGACGCUCAGAGGCUCCUGUAGUUGGUGGUGGCGGAGGUAGAGGCUCGCUGCCCAGGCGACGUCUAUCCCUUCGCGGCACGGCGCUCGACCCGUCUGGAGGGCUUGGCUUGCUGCAAGACCUGCCGCGCCGGCUAAGCGAACGCAGGCGCGAAAAGAGGAGUCAAGAGUUGCGUCGAACCAUUAGUGGGCCGCGCGAGGUGCGCGAUGGCGUCGGCGAGGUUAUCAGGCGGAGGAGCGAUCACCGCGGCACCCACCCCACAUACAAUGCGUAG
Messenger RNA from Pyricularia pennisetigena, 3456 nucleotides. RefSeq lists its product as uncharacterized. Lineage: Eukaryota; Fungi; Ascomycota; Sordariomycetes; Magnaporthales; Pyriculariaceae. The record is from RefSeq and is a predicted model, not a curated record. The transcript has a single exon. The coding region runs from base 1 to 3456 and encodes 1151 amino acids.